This is a messenger RNA of Penaeus chinensis, 2676 nucleotides long. Its product is annotated as F-box/LRR-repeat protein 15-like. Gene Ontology annotation, cellular component: SCF ubiquitin ligase complex. The record is from RefSeq and is a predicted model, not a curated record. Lineage: Eukaryota; Metazoa; Arthropoda; Malacostraca; Decapoda; Penaeidae. The transcript is spliced from 7 exons. Gene Ontology annotation, biological process: SCF-dependent proteasomal ubiquitin-dependent protein catabolic process. Bases 437 to 1282 code for a protein of 281 amino acids. Gene Ontology annotation, molecular function: protein binding.
CAAAGGAUUUCGGUGGUUUAUGUUCGCAAAACGUUAUCUAUUUACAUAAGAAAGGAUUUAUAAACUCAGUUAAAUUUAUAGAAAAGGUUAUAAAUGUGUGUUAAAAGGUCUAGUUUACUUUGUGUUAAAAGGUCUAGCUUACUUUUGCCAAGCUAAGUAAGAGUUCUGCAAACAACGAGGAAGCAAGGUGAUUGAAUACAGUUCAAUCUUAGAUCAUCCAGCUCAGCCUGAUGAAAUAUUCAAGUUAUAGAAAUUUUGUGUAAUACAUGAGUUUAGAACAAAAGCACCAGGCUGUAUGUUGAAGGAUAUGAAAAGUAAUUUGCAUAACACCCAGAAGCCCCAGAGAAGCAACGUGUCGAAUAUCUGGAAGGAACAGCGUUAGUUUGAACACUGAUUGCCAAUAUUGGUAGUGGAGUUAAGCUGAUUGACCAACACCAUGGGGCCAUUGCAACUGACAGACCUGCCAUGGGAAGACAUUAUAUACUGCUACAUAUUUCCCUACUUGUCUGCAGCAGACUUAUGGCGGUUUCGUGGAGUUUGCAAGAAAUUUGAAGCCUUGUUCUGUGCCUAUAUGCAGGCUUGUGAGAAACUUGAUUUGACUACAUUAAAAAUGACAGAUGAAGUCUUUCAGAAGAUGACCAAGGACUGUGCGAACCUGCAGUGGUUAUCCAUGGCCCAGUGCUCAUGGGUGAAUGACGCAUCGCUCAUGAAGAUAUUCAGAACAAACCCUCGUCUCAGAUAUGUUAAUCUGAGUGGUUGUAGUUCCCUCUCUGGGGCUGCCUUGCAGGUACUUGUUGUGAACUGCAAGAAACUUCAUACUUUACUCCUUGCAAACUGUCCAUGGUUGACUAAAGGAGGCUGGGAAGUAAUAGUAUUUCAUCAGUCCAACCUGCAGUGCUUUAAUGCAUCGGGUUGCUGGGAUGUAGAUGACCAGGUCUUCCAGAAGUUCUUUGCCAAAUUCACAGACCUGCAUGAGCUACACUUGGCUCAUGUAGAACCUGUGACAGAUGAGACACUUUGCUUCCUGGCACAUUCAUGCCCUGCUCUAAACUCUCUCAACAUAGCAGGAUGUUGGAGGGUAACUGAUGAAGGAAUAAGUAGGGUGGUUGAAUACUGUCGUAAUCUGCGCGUGCUCAAUGUAAAGGAUUGUCGUGAUGUAACAGAACAGUACCUUUGUAAGCUCUUUGUUCGGGGAAUUUGGGUUAUCUCUGAUUAUUCCCUUGCUCAGAUGGUCAGCAGAAGAAAACGAGUCAACAAUCUUGGCCUCAACAUACAAACAUAAUUUGUGUGAAUGAAGUGGUUGUAAAUAUGCUUGCAUAUUUAAGGUGUAUAAUGUAUUAUAUACAAAUUAUAGAGAGACAAGUAGAUGGAGCAGGAUGAAGAUAUGACUCAACAGUCAUAUUUUAUACUCUAAAGAGAUUUUCUAUAGUUCUGUAUGACUGCUUUGGCUUUUGUAACAGGAAGUUUAUAAGUACAGGUAUAUUAUAUUGUUUUCCCUUAGGUUGGCCUUCCAACUGUGAAAGCUUAAAGGACCUCUUCUUCUUUUACUGUCAGUUACUGACUUAGUAAAUUCACUCAGUAAACUGCAUUCUCCUCAGGAAUGUGCUCAAGCUUUUUUUUUUCUAAGUUUUAUUACUAAUAUUAGGGAAAAAUAAAAUGUAAAAUCUCCAAAAAUCAUAAAAGACAUCAGUUAGGUUCCUUGAUGAUUAGGCACUUGUAGAGCCAGCUUUGUGCACACAAAAUUGAUGAAGUAAAAUCACAGUGGACUGGGCAUUUAUGUAAGUGCCCUUAUGCCAUUAAUGGGUUCAUUUGUGUUAACUUCAAAAUCAUAAUGGUUCACUUUCAUCAGCUUAGUAGUUUGGUGAAAAUUUUGCAUAUUAUCCUAUGCAACUGAUAUUAAUGCUCUCCAUUUCUGGCAUAUUACUUAGUACUAUAGUUAUCAUAUAACAGACUAUUAGUGUUAUUUUUUUAGUGAUGGUUUACAAAAUUUAAUUACUUCCUUUAGUACAAAAGCAGAGACUGAAUGGUAUGUUUUCCUUUCUCUUACUUUUUUCCUAGUUUUAUUCUUAUUCCUUUAUCUUUGUCUUUUACUCUGUGUUGGAGAAGUAUAUUGUUCCUGUAAAUAUAGUGUGAUAUAUUGAGUUGUACAAAUGACUGGCAUAUUUUAUAGAUGGGGUUUAGUAGAUGUUUUAGUACAACACUACUUUCAAAAUCAGAUUAUCAUACACAUAAUUAGUUUUGCAAUACAUUUACUCGGUAUUACUCUAAAUAACUUUGAAUUUCAACCUUUUGAGUGACCAUCUUUUUGUACUUUAUGUACACAAGUUUAGUCAUUUAUUUCUUCUAACAGUAUUUGUACAGUUCUCAAUAUAGGCCUCUUUUUCUUAAUUGUCAGUAGUCUGAAGUUUUGAUUAUUGCUUUUGUUAUACAUUCCUUUUAUUUAAAAUCUUCCUACUUUGACUUUCUUUUUUUCUUUUUUCUUUUUUCUUUUUUGCAUUAUUUUUAUUCCAAGUGAAAUAUCAGUAUGAAGAUUUAUGUACACUGGGAUCAGUACCCACAGGCUUUGUCAAGGGAGAAUGAGAGAGAGAGAGACAGCGAGAGAGAGAGAGACAGAGAGAGAGACAGAGAGAGAGACAGAGACAGAGACAGUGACAGACAUAGACAGAGACAGACAGA